Messenger RNA from Harpegnathos saltator (Jerdon's jumping ant), 6367 nucleotides. RefSeq lists its product as uncharacterized. The transcript has 3 exons. NCBI's taxonomy places the organism in Eukaryota, Metazoa, Arthropoda, Insecta, Hymenoptera, Formicidae. The record is from RefSeq and is a predicted model, not a curated record. Bases 1686 to 4013 code for a protein of 775 amino acids.
CAACUUGAUUUCGAUGUAAUUUCGGCUGGAUUCGUUAUGAAUGCGAUAUCGUUGACAAAAAAUACUUGUCCAUCAACGCAAUAAGGUCUCGUCGAGCACAAGUCGUUAUGUUGUUAUUUAUACCUCGCGAAAUGUUCCAUCGACAUCCUCGAUGGAGGAAGAAUACCGGCGAGAAAUACGAGCAAUAUUUUUAAUUAAUUGAGAAUCGAUUCCGCCGAUAUUUUUUACGGGCCCCUGAUGUGAUUUAUAAACACUGCAAUGUGGGAGAGAAGUUUCCGUACUCCAUAAAAAAUUUACGGCCGUCAAGUAGCGUAUCUGAGUCGCGCGAAAAUGCGAUAUCUGCGGCUUAUAUCAGCCGUAAAAAAAUUGUUUUUCUUAUGUCCUUAACUAUCGCGCUAGUUAUAAAAUCAGGAUAAAGGCCGAACCCUCGAGCAAUCUGGAGAUCGAGGGCAGGGAGGAGAGAAUUUCGCGAGGAUUCCCCCAAAGAACCGCCGGCUGAGACAAUCUUUUGUGCCGCUUGAGUGUUUCCCGCCGGUGGUCCCGCUCGCAAAAGUUUGAGAUCGAGAGGUUCGUUCCAGUUUACAUCCUACUCUCCGACUCUCUCAGAGAUGCUAGAGAAAAACGCACCAAGUGGUCUCUAGUUGCGCGCGCGCGCGAAGCUCUUCCUCCCUAUCCCUCUUGUGUCUUAUAACAACCGGGACUUAUAUUCGCAGGAGAGUCGUCCCGCGGGCGAUCGCGACGCGAUGAUCCCUAUCGAAAAAUCGAUUUCUUAUCGGCCUCGUGUGAAAUAUAUAAUCUGCCGCGACUGGCGCGACGUAAAGUGGAAAUCGCGCCGCGACGUUGUUGGCACGUCAAAGUUCUUUCGCGUCCGAACGACAGCGCGUCGAGAACAAAUCUGCUCCCAAAAAUUUGCCCUCUCGAGAGGUGAUGUCUCUCGUUUAUCAUUCGAACGCGAGCGCAUCCUGGUGGCGGCCCUGGUUCUGGAGAACCGAUUCUGGUAGAUGCGAUUCCGAGUGAAGAAAGUUCCGACGUAAACACGUCGCUUCGGGGCACUGUGUACCUCGAAUAUUUUGUUUCAGUUUUUGCCUCGUCACUUGACCGAAUCUGUUAUCCCCCGGGUAAUUUCAAACAAUAGGCACGGUCUAACGUACAACCGAGACCUUCGCGGACAACACAGGCGUGUACACAAAAACGUUUGUAUCGGUAUGCCGUCGAGCAGUUUAUUCUGUCAGCUCAGCGCGGAAGGACGCGUAGAGCGCCACGUAAGCCGGCUGUGUGUGAGAUACUCGAAGCAACUUUUACGGUUGUCACCGACAAUUGUCGUCGUGCUUACGGAGAAUCUUCGCGAAUCUGUCGUUUGUGAUGACACUUGAGCUUGUCGCGUACAAGUAACGCGCGGUCUUCAUCGAACGGUAAUUCAUCGAGGAAACAUUUAUUGCACGAAUAUGUGCUUAUAACGGAUCUUCGGCUCCACCAUGGCGCGUAAUGAUAUCGCCUUUAUUAACGCGCGCGAUCGUGAUUAACCGCUACUUCUCCGGUCGAGGCUCGAAGUAUCCGAAGAAACAUUAACGGUGUGAUAUAGUGAGACAGUGUGACAGUGUGACCGUGAAAGGACACAGGACUUAAUUCCAUAACUUCAGGGGGCCCAACGAGAGAGCGACGAGAACGAGGACGCAGCAGUGAGGAUGCUACAGCGAAUAUGCAACGGCAGUGCAACGUUUGACGCCAUCAUCAAGGACCAAGGACAACCUGAGUACGAUUACAACAAAGGACGCUUCGCCCAGCUGCAGAGGCUAGUAAAGAAUAAGUUGAACUGUUGCUUACUCAUCGAGGACGACGUUUCGUCCAGAUCGCACCAACCACGAAAUCCCGAUCGCCGCCGGGAACAGAAGCCAUUCAACGGAGUCUGCGUAUUGCCAAACAUGCCGGAUGUGGACGCUUUGAUAGAAGAGUUCGAGGCGAAUUACACGGACGGUUCGCCAACGGCCGAGCAGAAGAGCGCGAUGGCCGUCUCAAGAGCCGGGGGUAUAUUAGUGAAGAGAAUCGUUGAGAUCUACGAGACGAGAAACGGAAAAACUGACCCGUGGCCGCUGGACGGUCGACAAGCUGACGCGGAAGCGACCGUCGAGGAGAAUAUACGGAUGUCGAAGGAGAGCAGAAGCCGUCUCUUCGGCAUCGUGCCGACAUCGAAGAAAACGGAACAGACGCGAGACUAUGCGGAAAGGCGCGAACUCGCUGACGCGACGGCUACGACGAUGACGUUGGACUCUGAUUCUCGCCGAAUUGGCGCGCAAGUUGAGAAAGAAGACGACAAGGACAAUAACAACAACGAGACCGAGGAAAAUAACGAUCCGAACGACACUGAGGAAAAGUCGGAGUUGACCGCAAUUUUUGUCGAGCUCCACGUUGAUUCGUCUUCCCCGCAGAAGGAAAAGAAACAGACAAAGGGAAAGGACAAGGGGAAAAGUUCGAGGAGCUUGCGGAGACUAUUUACCAAGUUCAAUAGGAAGGGCUCGAAGCGCGUGACAAGGAGAUGUCGAUUGGCGUUCCCGCGGCAGGACGAGCUCUGGCACGUGAGGAGGAAGGGCCGGGUUUUCUCCGACUCCCCGUUGAACAAGGAUUUCAUAUCGAAAUGCGAUGAAAAGACUCGCGCGAGUCCUCCGCGCGCCGUUGUGGGCACAGAUACACGCAACAAAGAGGACCGUAACCUCUUGACGGCCGUGGAGCCGCAGGAUGACUCUGGCAAUAGCUACAAGAACCUGCAAAUCGACAUGUUCGACUUCGAGGACGAAGGACACUGCUCCGAGAAUGACGACGACUCGUUGAGCUUACAGAGCAUCGAUCGAUUCUUGCCGAGUCUCGAUCAGCGAAAGAGUUUCGACGGGACCACCGAGAUCGCCUGUCUUGCCAGCUCGUCCUUCGACAACGAGAAGGACGCGAGCGGCUACAAUGACAAUACAGAGGCAACGGAACAAUCGGUCUUAGUCGACGAGUCCUCCAUAGACACUUGUCUGGAGCAGUCGACCGAGCUAGAGGACGAGUACCUGAAGCCAGAAAAAUCUUUGCGGAAAAGAUCGUUCAAAAAAAUGCUGGUUAACGCGAGGCGAUACUUCGAGAAGAGCGCCGGCAAAGCGAAGUCCAACCGGCGACCUCAGCCGAACUCGUCAACCUUGAGCCCCGACUCGGGAUUCGGCGAACAGUCUGUAUCCGCAAUUUCUCCCAGCACCUUGCUGACCUCGUCCUUCUCUUCGGAGAAGUCGGCGAGUAACCAUUACUUCAGGUCGCCGUUGACCUUCAGGACCUUCCGCCCGCGAGACUCUCUUCCUCGCGACGGCAUCAGCAGGUGGAAGCGUCGCCUGGUGCUGAACGAGUUCUCCCACGAGAAUCUCGCGAACAAACAGGCCGAGUCUUCUCCUUAUACUCCAAACGCACAGCCGGAGACCUCAAGCUGCGAUCUCUCUCCUGCAAGUUCAAGUCUCUCGUUCAAGGACAGCAGCGUGGGUGCCUCGAGCUCGCCGAGAUCGAGAGUUCCGUCUCCGUGGCUUUCCAAGCACUCCUACAUGGCGCAGAAGAUUCCUCCCAUGAGCACCUUCCUCUCAUUGACCAGGGUAGACGAAAUAAACGAGGAGUUGGACGAGCAGCUCGACAUGAGCGAGCUGCGACCUGGACACAGCGCGUCGUUGAAUGUCUUGAACGGAUGGACAUCGUCGUCUCCGUAUCCCGUCUGCGAUGAGUCGAGGUGGAGGUCGACACCCACGCUCGCCAGUUUCGCCGAGGAAUCGUCCUGCUACCUGGACGAACCGAUCGUACGCGAGAAGCCGCGGAUCAACCAUGUUUACCUCAACGCCAAGAGAAAUGUCCCGAUUUACGGCAUGGGCUCUUUGUCCAACAUUACAUCCGGCUCGUCCUGCUUCGCCACCGUAAAACCGAGGAAUUGGCGACCCUACAUGCGGCCGAAUAGAUCGCGAUCGUCCGAGGAGAUCGACGGCGUCAAAAGGCGCAGUUCCGUGUGAAUGGCGUCCUCCCCGGCAGUACUCAGCACGCUCAGAAAGACCCGAUAAGUUGAUAGUAGCGCACGUUCCAGAGUCGCGAUUUAAUUAAACUUCACCGUUCGAACGCACCGCACCGGAGAUAGCACUAAUGCCUACUCUCGGUUAAUUAACCCGUAGACAAAUUAAUUUGCCGAGAAAGUCAUCGCGCCGGCGAGAUCGAGGCGGCGAUAAAUCGGCAAAAUUAGUGAUCGCGCGAGGGUCUCGGGAGAAUAUCGAGUAACAAUUGUAACAUUAAUUAUAUCUCAUCGCACGUGCGUAUAAAUCGCGGCGCAUGUAAUUAUUGGAUAUGUAUAUCGCCCGUUAAUGAGAGACUGCGGCGGCCGCGAUGUAAAUCGCCUCGCUAAUUUUGCCACGGAGCAAUUUCGUCGCGCGAAUACCGAUCGAGCGAGCUCUCGCCUGAGCGACCGGUACUUUUUACAGAUUAACGAUCUACGGUCACCUGCGGUUAAGGGCUGCGCUCGAAGCCUGUAAUUAAAGUCUGCGAUCGGCGUAUCUCUGCAGUAAGGUUCACGAGGAACGGUCAAGUUCAACGCACCGCACGGUAAUCAAUGCGGUGUCGGUGUCAUCAAUCGUUCCCCGCGAGUCAUUAUUUUACGCAAAAUCCGGGACGUUCUUCCCAGCUUCGGGUCAAUUCAAAGAUACCGAUUGACACUGGAAAUGAUCGAAGCUACUUCUAUCGGACACGUUUGAGCUUAUUUAGAAAGAUGUAUGUUUGAUUUUACCCUCCUCUUCUCCCUCGCUCUCUCCGGCGCGUGUAUUUGCCGAAUGGAGAAAGGAACUUUUGACGUCGUUUGCGAACAGCUCCGCUUACCCUCUCUCGCUAAACCCGACAGCUUCGCGACGGGUAGAUAACAACGCAAAAAAUCUUACUCGUUUCUCGCGAAAUGGCACACGAAGAUUUGCCCGGUUCGGUAUAUCUGUACGCUGCAACGAAGGAUUGCGCGAAUCGCAGCAAGCGGCGAUAUCACGUAGCGCUUGGAUGUACUCUGUAUUGACGAAGAUGCACUUGCCGAGUCUCUCGUAUUUCUCGCGGAAAUAUCGAACGAGAUCUCACAGUGGCGUCGAGAAGAUUUAUACUGAAGCAAUUUUACAGCCCUUGACUGGUCGAAAGCUGUCGAUAUCGUUAAGCGCAGAGCAAGCCGACGUUCCACCGAUGCGGCGAUACAUGUGCGCUUGUAAUUUUGACUACACAUAUUAAGCAGGCGUGGAACUAUCUUUUUCUUCAUCCUUCUUACCUCUCACGAUGAUCUGCUUAAUGCGUGAAUUAUAUGUGCUUUUGCAUGUGGACUGAUGUACAUAUAUAUAUAUAUAUAUAUAUAUAUACAUACAUAUAUCGCGCGAUCAUACCGCAAUCACACGUUCUCGUCUCUUUAUUAAACACGAACGUUGUUAGAUUUCAGACACAGUCGCAGCCGCAAUCGCGAGAGAGCUCCGACGCCGCCGCGCCUGCGAGUACAUCCUGUGAAUCCUGCAAAUCCUCCUACCUUAGCCGCCGUCUUCGUCGUCCCAGUCAAUCGGCCGAUGUUGGUACCAAGUGCAUAAAUAUUUCCCUAAGCCCAAAUCGUUUCGUAGUUGAACGUUCCGAACGCGUCGGACUGCCGCGGCGGAUCGCAAUGUUUGACGUGCAAACGUUCCGCUCGCUGCCGAGUGAGAAUUUACUUGUCUCGCGUACCGUGAACUGAAUUACGCGUCUCGAGCCGUUUUCAUAAAAAUUCUACUAUCUUUCAGUAAAUAUUUCGACUCGGUGGCUAACCGUUGAUGAAAACUCGAACUUUCCGCUCUCUUCCGCGCGGGAAAAUAUUUAUCGUUUUCACUCUUCUGCUCCUUGCUGCUCGAGACAAAUAACGGUAUAUCUCUCGAUUCGACGAGCCGAAACUGCUAAUGAUGAUCCAAACUUUCGCCAAACUCUCUCUUACACACACACACACACACACACACACACACACACAUAGAUACACAGAGAAACGAUGAACGUUUGCGCAUAUAACGAUUUUCUUUGCCGAUGUUUAUAAACAGGAUAUCGCAUUGCAAACUCAAUACGAGCAACGUAUUGGCGACAACAUUGCCGACGAAAAUGGAAAUGUUGCCUACUUGCAACGCGACGGGACGCGAACGCCACACCACACCAUGCGAUUCUACGCUACUCGACGAAAUCGGCGCAAAUUUAUGCGCGGCGGUCUGAUAUCAGGCGAUUUGCAUGAAAUUCACGUGCUCAGGCACUUAGUACGGCAGCAGCCGACAACAAUGAUCGUUCGGUUAUAGACGAGUAUAUAUGUACGGGGAGCAAGGACGAGACAGAGAGAGAGAGAGAGAGA